GAAGGCUCCCUCCCACCUUUCCCGAUUCCCCGGCUCGCUCCGCGCUCCCAGCCCGUCCCGCAGCCCCUCCCGGCCGAGCCUCUCCGUGCCGGGGGCAUUCCCCGCUCCCGGCGGCCCCACAGCAACGCCCCCGGGGAGGAGCGGCCGGGGCCGCGCCGCGCUCGGCGGCGGAAGGGUUAAACCGGGGAAGUGCCGCAGCUCCGGGGCGGCCCCCGGCCCCCCCUUGCCGGUUGCCCGGCCAUGCCCGCCCGGCGCCCUCCGCUGCCAACUCGCGCUGCGCUUUCUGCGGGGCCGGGCGGCGGCGGCCGGCCCUGAGCGCUCGGCUCCCGGCGGCUCCCGGCGGCUCCCGGCGGCAGGCCCCGGCCCAGCCCGGCGCUGCCCUCAGCGAGCUCCUUUCUGCCCUUAGACAAGCCCAGAGUGCUGCCUGACAGGAGCCAGAGAUGACCAAGGAAGAAGAUCUACCAGACUGGAACUCAUCCAAGGAGUUUUAUGAAAAAUAUGAGCCGAAGGAGGUUUUGGGCAGGGGGGUGAGCAGCGUGGUCCGGCGGUGCAUCCACAAAAUCACGAGGCAGGAAUACGCCGUGAAGAUCAUCGACAUCACGGCGGGGAACAUCUCCCCCAAGGAGGUGCAGGAGCUGCGGGAAGCCACCACCAAGGAGAUCGACAUCCUCCGCAAGGUCUCGGGCCACCCCAACGUCAUCCAGCUGAAGGACAGCUAUGAAUCCAGCACCUUCUUCUUCUUGGUGUUUGACCUGAUGAAGAGAGGGGAGCUCUUUGACUACCUCACUGAGAAAGUCACCUUGAGCGAGAAAGAAACCAGGAAGAUCAUGCGAGCGCUGCUGGAAGUGAUCCAGUACCUGCACUCCAUCAACAUCGUCCACCGGGACCUGAAGCCGGAGAACAUCCUGCUGGAUGAUGACAUGAACAUCAAGCUGACAGACUUUGGCUUCUCCUGCCAGCUGAACGAGAAUGAGAAGCUCAAAGAGAUCUGUGGCACUCCUGGCUACCUGGCCCCCGAGAUCCUGCAGUGCUCCAUGGAUGAUGAGCACCAAGGCUACGGGAAGGAGGUGGAUAUGUGGAGCACCGGGGUGAUCAUGUACACCCUGCUGGCCGGCUCGCCGCCCUUCUGGCACCGCAAGCAGAUGCUGAUGCUGCGCAUGAUCAUGAACGGCGAUUACCAGUUCGGCUCCCCGGAGUGGGACGACCGCUCCGACACCGUCAAGGACCUGAUCUCGCGGUUCCUGGUGGUGGACCCGCAGCAGCGGUACACGGCGGGCGAGGCGCUGGCACACCCCUUCUUCCAGCAGUACGACGUGGAGGAGGUCCGGCACUUCAGCCCCUUCCGCAAAUUCAAGGUGAUCUGCCUGACCGUGCUGGCCUCGGUGAGGAUUUACUACCAGUACCGGCUGGUGAAGUCGGUGACCAGGGAGCUGGUGGUCAGGGACCCCUACGCCCUCAAGCCCGUCCGCAAGCUCAUCGACGCCUGCGCCUUCCGCACCUACCGCCACUGGGUGAAGAAGGGGGAGGCCCAGAACAGAGCUGCCCUCUUUGAGAACACCUGCAAGGCCAUCCUGCUCACCCUGGCAACUGAGGAGGGGCUGUUCUGAUCGCUGCCCCAGCCCCUGGUUUGGCUCACAGUGAAGUAAAAUCUUGGAAAACAAA
Molecule: messenger RNA, 1662 nt
Organism: Vidua chalybeata
Lineage: Eukaryota; Metazoa; Chordata; Aves; Passeriformes; Viduidae
Gene: PHKG1
Product: phosphorylase kinase catalytic subunit gamma 1
Exons: 10
Coding region: 441-1607 (388 amino acids)
Biological process (GO): glycogen biosynthetic process; protein phosphorylation
Cellular component (GO): phosphorylase kinase complex
Molecular function (GO): phosphorylase kinase activity; calmodulin binding; ATP binding
Source: RefSeq, a predicted model, not a curated record